Molecule: messenger RNA, 660 nt
Organism: Chaetura pelagica (chimney swift)
Lineage: Eukaryota; Metazoa; Chordata; Aves; Apodiformes; Apodidae
Product: hyphal wall protein 1-like
Exons: 3
Coding region: 1-660 (219 amino acids)
Source: RefSeq, a predicted model, not a curated record
AUGGGAGAAGGUCCCAAGGGAGAAAGGAGGGUCCACAAGAGAAGGGAGGACCCAGGGGAGAAGGUCCCACAAGACAAGGACCCAGGGGAGAAGGUCCCCCAGGACCAGGACCCCCAGGACCAAGACCCCCAGGACCAGGACCCAGGGGACCAGGACCCAGGGGAGAAGGUCCCACAUGAGAAGGUCCCACAUGAGAAGGUCCCACAUGAGAAGGUCCCACAUGAGAAGGUCCCCCAGGACAAGGACCCACAUGAGAAGGUCCCACAAGACAAGGACCCACAUGAGAAGGUCCCACAGGACAAGGACCCACAUGAGAAGGUCCCACAGGACAAGGACCCACAUGAGAAGGUCCCACAAGACCAGGACCCACAAGCUUCAUCUCCUCAACCCCCUGUCCCCUGUUGCCCCCACUCAGGUGUCCAACCAACCCCCUCCACUUCUUCCAUGACCACUUGCAGCCCCACCAUGUCCAAGUCCAGCUCCAGCCCCACUACAUCCAGCUCUUCCACAACCACCUCCAGUGUCCAACCAACCCCCUCCACUUCUUCCAUGACCACUUGCAGCCCCACCAUGUCCAAGUCCAGCUCCAGCCCCACUACAUCCAGCUCUUCCACAACCACCUCCAGCCCCACCAUGUCCAGGUGUCCAGCCCCCCCAUGA